Messenger RNA from Drosophila elegans, 3605 nucleotides. RefSeq names its product centrosome-associated zinc finger protein CP190 (gene Cp190). The transcript is spliced from 5 exons. NCBI's taxonomy places the organism in Eukaryota, Metazoa, Arthropoda, Insecta, Diptera, Drosophilidae. Gene Ontology annotation, molecular function: protein binding; DNA-binding transcription factor activity, RNA polymerase II-specific; RNA polymerase II cis-regulatory region sequence-specific DNA binding. The coding region runs from base 209 to 3532 and encodes 1107 amino acids. The record is from RefSeq and is a predicted model, not a curated record. Gene Ontology annotation, biological process: regulation of transcription by RNA polymerase II. Gene Ontology annotation, cellular component: nucleus.
CGAUAAGUGUCAAGUGUAACUCUGUCACGAUGAAUGGAAAAGAAUAUGGCGACCUGACUCUGGAAAAAAAUUAGAAUUUGUCCGGCAAAAGUAGUGUGCAAUACGAAGAAAUUUGCGCCUGGAAGCCAGAGCAAGCAAAACUACGGGAGGCUAACAAUACGGAAAAGGAAAAACAGGCUCUUGCCAAGGACACAGCAGCAUCGGCGAGAUGGGCGAAGUCAAGUCCGUGAAGGUGGACAACUGGGGCGUCUUCUUUCUGCAGAAGCUGCAGAACUUUUUCAACAAGACGGACUACUGCGAUUUGACGCUCCAGUUCCGGGACAAUUCACAGCUGAAGGUGCACCGCCUGGUGCUCAGUGCCUGCACAGACUACUUCAAUGUGCUGGAACAGACGUGCGAGAUUGUCGAUGAUGCCCUCAUCAUGCCCAACGAGUUCCAGGCGGAUGUGGUGGUCCCCAUUGUCAACUUCAUGUAUACGGGCACCCUGGAGUUUGAGCUCAAGAUGUACGGCAAGCUUUUACGUACCGCUAAGGAGAUGAACAUGACGGUGCUGCUCAAACUGCUGGAAGCACAUCGUCGUACCAUGGAGAACGUAAAUCGCCAGCAGAGGCCGCCUAGUCCCAAGGGCAUUCGCCGACGCACUGUUGGACAGCCCACUUCGGGCCUUCCGCAACAACGUGUCCUAGGUCCAUCUCCGCAGUCCCGGAGUGUUGGAACACCCACUAUGCAGCGGGCCAACACACAGCGCGGACCUACUGGCAACACAAUGAUCCGGACCUCGGGCGGCACAACUCGUUCACAGUAUGCGGAGACCACUGCUGUCAAGCAGGAGCCAACCUCGCCAUUCGAACAGCUGCGCAAGGGAUACAACAACAAUAAGAGACCCGCACAGACCAGUCUGCUGUCGCCGCCCUCGAAAAAGCCCAGUUUGGAGGAGGUCAAGGAGUUUGCCGAGCAACAGCGGAUGCGUAAGCAAAUAGCCGCGGAAUACGGCGAUCACGAUCCUGAAUACGACGGUGGCAUGCUGUAUGAUGAUGUCCAUGCCGGUGACGAUGAUGACGAUGAUCUGCCGCUACAGCCAUCUACAUCAAAACAGCAGUCACCGCAGGGCACACAGACCCAGCUUGAGCAUGGAUCCACGACCAUUAUACUGAAGCAGGACUCGCCCAGUCAAACCCCGACGAUAAUUGUGAAGGAUUCCUCCAAUGCCAAGCUGAAUCACACAAAGAUCAUUGCUGAAGUGCUGCGCCAGUAUCCACACAUUGUAAAGGGCCACAAGAACAUCAAACUUAAGAUAAUGCCGAACACACCACCUGCGUCCGCAGAAAAAUCUGCACCGGCGACAGUCAAGCGUGGAUCACCAGCACCGUCGACUCAGUCAUCCGCUUCCACAUCGCCCCAUAAGAAGCUCCAUGUAUCAUUUAAGGCGGACAAGAACGCUCCCCUAAUAACCCCCCAGCAGAAGGCGGCCAGUUCUCCACAAAAAACCGCGCCCACGCAGUCUAUCGCUACGCAAGGGACGGCGACGAACCCACCUGUUAAUGCAGCCGCAGCGCAGAAGCGACGCAUUGACAGUAAGACAAUGCAUGCCUUGAUUGCUCAAGGAGCCGAGAAUACCACUGGUCCAUGGCUGUGCCUAAGAUGCGGGGUAAACGGACGUCCCAUCAGCAUUCCGUCUUACCGAGGCUUCCGACGCCAUUUAAUAAACACGCACAAGGAGACCAUUGACCCGGCGCUCUGCGAGCACUGCGGCUGGAGGUCGAGCAACAACCGGGCGCUGCAUUUCCAUAUGUAUACGGAUCACCAGGUCAAGUCGCUGCUGUACACCUUCGCCGAGUGCGCGCUAUGCAACCAGUCUUAUCUGACCAAGGGCGAGUUGGAGACCCACAUCAACGAGGCCCACACCGACGACAACAAGCAGCAGUGUAUCUACUGCAACAAGGUGUUCGAGCAAGAGCUUCAGUUGUACAGGCAUAUGAAGAGCUACCACAAAGAGCAGGCCCUGGAGGAUGGUAUCAUUGAUGAAACGGACGAGGAGUUCCUCGGCUCUCAAGACGAGGAAGAGGAGGAGGCCGAAGGAGAGGAAGAGCAGGAACCCGAGCAGACUGGCAAAGUGCGAAUCCUUUCGGACAUCAGUCUGCCAGCAACCAGUGCCAUCGCGGUGCAGCCAGUUCAGCAGGAGCAACUGCAGGAGGAGGAUGUGGACCACGAGCAAGUGCAGCAGGAGGUGAAGUUUGUGGGCGCCGAUGGUAAUGAAGUGGAGCUUACGGACGAGCAGCGCAAGGAAAUCCUCUCACAGCUCAACCAGCAGCAAGCAGGCGCCGCUGCCGGCGGCGUGGUAAUGGUGCUCAGUGAGCCAGAAGCGGAGCCCGUGAAGCAGGAGACCGACGAAAAAUCGCUGGCCGGCACCGAAGAGGAGUAUGAUGACAGUCAAAUCUAUACCGAGCUGGCUGCCGCCGACUCUGUGGAGAGCGCCAAAAAGAGCAUUGCAGAUGAAAGCAAGGAGUCCAUGGAUAAUCUGGAAUGGGCAGAAAACCUAAUUGCCGAGUCCGAGGAGCAGAGCAACAAGGAGCCUAAAUUGGAAAAGUCACGAGAUGACAUCAGCGAAAAGCUUAAGGAGUUGACCGGUGACUGGACCGAGGAUGAGAACGAAGACGAUGCCGACGACCAGCCCGCAACCACAGAGCUUGAAUCCGAACUAGCUGCAAAGCAUUCAGAGUCAACAGCCAAUGAAGAAGAAGAGGACGCCAUUGACUUGGCUCUCCAGUCUCUUCACAAAGGACAUGAAGAUCAAGCUGUAGCGAAAACUAAUGAAGAUUUGAUCACCAGUGCCGAAGAAGCUGUAAUACCAUCGGCUAGUACAAAUAGCCAACCCGAGAAAAUGGAUGUAGACUCGGAAGCGGUGAACGAAAAGGAUUCAAAGUCAGUCGUGACGAUCAAGAAAGAGAAAGGGAUUGAGAACGAGGAAGAAGAAUUUAUCAAGGAAGAUACACCCAUCGCGGAUCCCGAACCAGAGGUGGAAUCAAGCGAAGCGGUAGCUACCGCUGAGGGCGACGACGAGGUGCAUCUGGAGGCCGAUAACAUACGCAAAGAGCUGUUAGAUGAACUGAUAGCCGAGGCCGAGAAACCUAAUCAGGAGAAGAGCAACGUAAAACCUGGAGAGGAUUCUACGACAGAGGCGUCAGAUCCAGCCUUAGAUAGUGCCGUCACGGACGAGGAUGAACUGGUGCCUCCUACACAGAUGUCCACCGACCAUCUGGAGGUGAAUGAGCAAGAAGUGGAAAAACCGGCCAAGAAUAACGAUAACACAAGCACGACGGAGGAUAAAGAAGUCAUAGAGGACAAACCAAACAAGAGCGGGGAUGCAUCAGCAGCAGAUAGUGCGACCCUUGAAUCAGUAGCUGAGGGAACGACGACUGGUGAAGCAGCCAGUGUAGACAAGGUGAAGAGUCUCAUUAGCGAAUGGGGGGACGAUGACGAGGAGGACGAAGAUGAGAAUGGUGUGAGUGCUGCGGCAAAGGAGGAGCUAUAAUUACUAGAUUUAUUUAUGUUCUAAGUUCGGCGAUUCAAACCAGAUCAGCAUAUAGUACCAUCUGAGCUCGGCA